CAUAUAGGCAACUAUAGGCUUGUUUACCAUUGAAAUCUUAUCUGGCCAACUUGCUAUUGGAUCAACGGUAUAUUGCCAUCUGUGUGUACGGUUAACAAUGCUAACCUUCUUUACAUUGCAGAUUACACAACUAGUGGUUGACCCUCUCAAUGUAAGACAUUUCAUCUAAUAUCUACCAAGGCCUACCACUGUACCUUUCAAAAUUGCUCUCGCCGUAGAGGCAAUUCUGUCUUGCGAAGUAACGGCAAAAGAAGAAGAAUCAACAGAUGCAUCAUCUGGAGAGAGCCACACUACGAAGGCAUUAUUGUCGGAUGGUUUCUCUGGCAAUUCCUUGUCAAUUCCUUGUCGAUUUUUCAUAAAGUGCUCUGAAGCCAGUACCGCAAGCAAAGUUAGAGGCACAUCCCUUGAUGCUGGGCUCCCAAUCGGGCGCCAGGCAGCCCAGUCGAACCCCGGUGGUUCAGCUGUUAUUCUUAUCUAUGACAUACAUGCUUGGGUUUUCUCCCUUCACAGCUUUGUUGAAUUUAGAAAGGAUUCUGAAUCCUGAGAUCGGAUAUUAUGCCUUGAUGGGUAAUUACGGAGGCGCCGUGUUUUCUUUUGUGACAGCCCCUGUCAUUGGACGGUUAUUGGGUGCCAAAGGAUCAAUCUUACUCGGUUGGAUUGGCCAGUUGGUCUUCAUAGUUGUACACUUUUAUGUGAAAGCUUAUAUUAUCAUUCCAGUUGCAUUUUGUGUAGGCAUAUUGCAUGCGCAGACAAUGAUCACCAGUAGUGUUUUCGUGACCACGUUCGCCCUACAGUAUUCAGAAAUCACUAAAAAAUCGCAAAACACAGUCAUGGGCAUGUUUAACGGAGUAUUCUUUGCCAUGUUUGCGUUUGACUCCGUUUGGAGCAACCUCGUUUCAUCGCUGAUCACUAAAAAAUCGCAAAACACAGUCAUGGGCAUGUUUAACGGAGUAUUCUUUGCCAUGUUUGCGUUUGACUCCGUUUGGAGCAACCUCAUUUCAUCGCUGAUUCUAAGCAAACCCGUAGAGAACUAUUUCAACGGAACAGGGCUUCCAAACCCACUGAAUUUAAGCCAGCUAUGUGGACCAGCUUUCUGUCCGUGGGAGGAUACAUCCGGGACCUACAUCCGGCAACCUGAACAGUACAUAGUGUACAUUCUCCUGGGGUGUUUUCUAGCAAUGUCCGGAACGGCUUUUCUCAUAACUUUGUUCUUUAUCAAGAUGUUCACCCAUCCAGCGGAGACGCCAUGCAAUUGAACAAGAGUUUAUCGUCACUGAGUUCACAAAGGUAGGACUUGGUAUAUAUUUUUUCAACAAAAAACACAGAUAGCAGGGGGGUAAAGUACUGGGCAUUUAAUUAAGUUUAAUUACGUU
Molecule: messenger RNA, 1373 nt
Organism: Lingula anatina
Lineage: Eukaryota; Metazoa; Brachiopoda; Lingulata; Lingulida; Lingulidae
Product: protein unc-93 homolog A-like
Source: RefSeq, a predicted model, not a curated record